Messenger RNA from Rhincodon typus (whale shark), 2398 nucleotides. RefSeq names its product glomulin, FKBP associated protein a (gene glmna). Gene Ontology annotation, molecular function: ubiquitin-protein transferase inhibitor activity. The transcript has 20 exons. The coding region runs from base 263 to 2083 and encodes 606 amino acids. The record is from RefSeq and is a predicted model, not a curated record. NCBI's taxonomy places the organism in Eukaryota, Metazoa, Chordata, Chondrichthyes, Orectolobiformes, Rhincodontidae. Gene Ontology annotation, cellular component: cytoplasm.
AUGCUGCCAGACCUGCUGAGCUUUUCCAGCAACUUCUGUUUUUGUUCCUGAUUUACAGCAUCUGAAGGUCUUUCGGUCUUUAUUGCAAUAGUGUGAUUGGAUAUUGUUGGCUGGCCUCCAAUUCAAGGAUAACAUCUACUCAAGAUCACAAGUUUUUUUUCGAAGAAUUCGAUGAUUCAUUUCGGCAUUAUGGAAAAUUGUGAUAAGGCAGGAGAUUGUCUCCAUAUUGGCAGUUCUAAGUGUUAGUGGAACGUGGUUGCAAAUGGCUUUAGAAAAACUGGAAGGAGUAAUUGAGCGAUGUCGUGGCCUACCUGAAACAGAAUUUAAAGAAGAAGAUCACAGCGUUUUUCAGUCAGCAGCCUGCCAAUGCCUGGAAGAAGGGCACGCAACUAGACUUUUGGAAAUUCUGCAAGAUGAGAAAAACAAGGACUUUGUUAUCUGCAUGGGCUGGAAUGUUGUUGGUCCUAUUGUCAGUUGUGCUUUGAAAGACCAGCAAGAAACUGAGCACAAGGAAAACUGCUUGAAAAUACUCAACCAUGUAGUACAGAUAAGUAACCCAAAGGAGCUUCUAGUGGGUUUACUUGAACAGAUAGAGGAGUCUGUUGGAAAUAACAUCGCCAAAAUAAUCCUAUUGCUUCUGCAGCCACUUCAGAGAGUGCUGUUAAAGAUGAAACAUAAAAAGGCAUAUUCUGUGGGGUUGUCUCUUGCAACCAUUCAUAGCCAACUCUCCAAACUACCUGUACCUUAUACUAAUGAGCACCGUAAACAGGAUGAAUAUGAACUUUGCAAGUGUUGCAUGGCUGUAACCUCUUUUAUUAAACCAUUUGUGGAUGAAGUGAGUGACGCAACAGAAUCUGAGGGAAACCCUUCCUGUAAUGAGCUAAAGGAUGAACUACUGAAAUUUUGCAUGAAAAGUUUGGAAUACCCUCUGCUGACAGCACAAUUAUGUCCAUUAACUGAAGAGAUUGAGAACAACUCAUUGAAAACCUUUGCUGCUGAAAUUGUGGUUUACCUAUUAGCAAUGGGUGAGUCGCUUCCUGUGUUAAUGGCUCAUCAGUUGCUACGGUCCAGAAAGACAUUGCAAGAGAUUGACCCUCUGAAGGAAGAUGUGAAAUACCCUACAGAUUCUCUGGCAAGCUUGGCAUAUCUUUUAUUUGUUCAGCAUAUUGGCAUUGAUCAAUUUCCAGCUAUAUACAGUCCUGGAUACCUGCUUCUAGUUAAUAUGGAAUAUAUCGCUGCACUGAUUAGCAAGACAGAAGAGUCCAUUUUGUCUAAAGGUCUGGAAUUAUUUGAACAUUGCUUAUUAACAAUUGAAGAUAAUCAUCUCUGCCACAAGUAUUUGGAAAUGAAGAGUAUUCUUAGUGUUCCUCAGGAUUUAGUGAAGGUGAUGACUCUCUGUCCCAUUGAGCAUUUGCGAAAAUCAAGCCUAAAGAUAUUUCAGCAGUACAUAGACAAGUUUGAUCCAGAAGGAAAAUACAAAUUAUUUAGGUGCCUGUUUAAAACUAGCCAACAUGCUGGGGUACAAGGUUAUGUUAUACAAAAUCUUAAAAAUCAGAUUGACCUAGCAUUGAAGCCUGGCAAUAAAAACGUGUGGUUCUCAGGCCCACAAUUGAUUCCUCUACUUCAUUCAGUCCUUUCACUUCCUGAAGGAGCAGAAACAGACUUGCUUCAAAACUCUGAUAGGAUCAUGGCAUCGCUGAAUCUUCUAAGGUACCUUGUGAUUAGGGAUAAUGAGUGGGAGAAUCAAACUGGAUUAUGGACUAAUCCUUUCUGGAUUGAUAGCUUCCUGAAGCCACUGCGCACUGCUUUGAAUAUGUCUAGGGCUCAUUAUGAAGCAGAGGUGAGAAACAAAAGACAGAACCAGAAAAUCAAAGAUACCCCUGAUCGUGAAAUGCAAUGUUCGUUGACAGUUGGUGGUAAAAAGUUACCAAAAAUGACCACAGCUAUGCAGUUGGAGGUUCUACAGUCAGCUCUCUACACUUUUGACGUGAUGGAAAGUGUACAGGCACGAAUAGAGGAGCUGGUUGAACCAAAGAUGAAAUCCAGAGCAGAAGAUAAAAAUGUGGCCAGUGAAGCUUCAUAGUUUCUUUAGGAAGCUAUGUGAAAAUUAUGUGAAUGUAAUUUCUGAUCUUCUAGUCACAACUAGAGGGAUUCGCUUUGAAUGCUCCUCUUCAAAUCAGUCUUUAUGGAGGAUAAUUUCAGAUAUUUUCAUGAGGUACUUGUACUGAAAUUCUGGAAAGAGACUACACAGAAGAGGUCAUAGUAUACAAAUUUAUUUAAAGUUUGAAAAGAAUUUUCAGCUUGAUUGCCUAAUGAGUACAAUGAACACCUACAGGUAGUUAAGAAUUAAUAAUGAUAUGAUGUUUGUAAAUAAAAGAGCCACAUCAAACUUCUUAAA